ACCAAAAUCACAUCACACCACUUCAUCAUCGAUGGCCAUACCGUCGCCUACCUGCCAAACUUCGAAACCUAGUCAAAAGUAUUGCGCUGUGCCUCGACCCCUACUGUCUCAAAGGCGAUACAUCAAAUCGCUACACGCCUCUUCAAACAUGGGAGGUAGUUCAUUUGCCCGUCCACCCCCUCUCGUAUUCAACUAACCUAAGCACUCUACCGAUCAAGUCGGGUCAAAAAAGGAGAGAGCCGAAAUGUUCUUAUUCGCGCUCGUCCUCAGCUUCUCGAGCUGGGUAAUCUUGGCCACCCUCGGUAGCGAACACUGCACGCUUGAGUCGGAUGAGCUCUUUAUUGCCUACGGCGUCUCCGCGAUCGUCGCAUUCCUGGUCUCGUAUCGUAUUAUCAUCGUCCAUUGGCCGCAAGGCAUGGAAAACACUUCCGGCGUCAUGACAGCCAGCAUGUUGGGCUAUGGAAUCGCGGUCGCCCACUCGUUCGUCACCGGGCCCUGGCACAACUCCUUUUUCAGGCACUCCUACCAAUUUUCUGGAAUUUGCAUCGGCUUCCUGAUCGAGUGGGCCACGGGAUGGUGCGGCAGCUUAGCGUCGACUUUGGCAGAGAGGUUUAGGAAGUGAAUCGAAGCCUACGAGAUCAGAGAGGACUUCCUGAAGCUUCUGUGGUUGAAACCAGCGUCGUCUUCCUCCUUCCUUGAAAGCCUUGAGGAAAGGGGCCAUAAUGUUCCGGCUACGAGGGGGACUAUGGAAACAACACCAGGCUCUGAU
Molecule: messenger RNA, 769 nt
Organism: Colletotrichum phormii
Lineage: Eukaryota; Fungi; Ascomycota; Sordariomycetes; Glomerellales; Glomerellaceae
Exons: 1
Coding region: 245-622 (125 amino acids)
Source: RefSeq, a predicted model, not a curated record